This is a messenger RNA of Belonocnema kinseyi, 2189 nucleotides long. Its product is annotated as zinc finger protein 254-like. The transcript is spliced from 10 exons. Gene Ontology annotation, molecular function: RNA polymerase II transcription regulatory region sequence-specific DNA binding; DNA-binding transcription factor activity, RNA polymerase II-specific. The coding region runs from base 1 to 2133 and encodes 710 amino acids. Gene Ontology annotation, cellular component: nucleus. Lineage: Eukaryota; Metazoa; Arthropoda; Insecta; Hymenoptera; Cynipidae. The record is from RefSeq and is a predicted model, not a curated record. Gene Ontology annotation, biological process: regulation of transcription by RNA polymerase II.
AUGACGAAAGUUUGGAAAUCAAGGAAGAAAUCGGCCAAGGCAUAUUCUUGUAUAACUAGUGAAAUUUCUUUUGGAAACAAUUCGGAUGCCAAGACUUUAGUCAAAUACGACAUUGUUGAAAAUUUGGAAAUCAAGGAAGAACUCAUUCUAGGUCAAAAGAAUACCAGAAGUGAGUCCAAGAAAUCAACAAGAAGACGAGUUCGUUGGCCAUAUUCUCGUACAACUACUGAAUUUCCUUCUGACAAUAAUUGGGGUGCCAAGACUUCAGUCGAAUACGACUAUGAUGAAACUUUGGAAAUCAAGGAAGAAGAAAUAAACCCAGAUGAAGAGAUUGCUCAAAGAAAGGGUCAUAAAGUGCAGGUAGCAAGUCCAGCCCCGUUAAAGGAGUACAAAUGCGAAACGUGUGCUCGAACCUAUAAACGGAAAGAAAGUUUGCAUCGUCAUAAAAAAUUCGAAUGCAACGUCAUGCCACAAUUCAUAUAUCAACAGAACUUCAUGUGUGAGUCGAAGAAAUCAGCACAAAGACGAGAUGGCGGGCCAUAUUAUUUUAGAACUACUGGCAUAUCAUUUGAAAAUAAUUCUGAUGUCAAGGAUUUAAAUUCCCUAAUUAAAUACGAAAAUGACGAAACAGUGGAAAUCAAGGAAGAAAUCGGCCAAGACCAAGAGUCGAAAGAAGCAACAGGAAAAAAACGUCAUGAAAAAUAUGAGUUAGAAUUUUGUACAGUACAAAUAGUUGAAGACGAUGUGUUGACUGUCAACAGGAAACUGCAGGCCCCAAAGAAGCGCCGAAUUCUGGAUUUAAAACCAGACAAGAAGCACAAAUGCGAAAAGUGCGCUCGAAGCUAUAAAAAUAAAUCUCAUUUGAACCGUCACCAAAAAUUCGAAUGCGGCGUCAAGCCACAGUUCACUUGUCAAUUCUGCGGCAAAAGCUUUAAACAGAAAAGUAGCAUGAGUUCCCACGUGGGUGUCGUGCAUCUUAAAACAAACUUACAGACGAAUCAAAUGAGACAUAAUUGCGACAAAUGUUCUCGAAGUUACUUUAGUCGAUCAAGUUUAUAUGAACAUAAACGCUUCGAACACACUGAAAUGGGACCACAUUAUCAAGAGAGUUUAAAGAGGGAUCCGAAAAAAUCUAAAGGAAGACAAGAUGGUGGGCCGUAUUCUUGUAUAACUACUAAAAUACCUUGUCACAAUAAUUUUAACGAAAAUAACGAAAAUGUGGAAACCAAGGAAGAAGUCAUCCAAGAUGAAGAGUCGACAGAGCAAAUGCUAGAUAUAAAUUAUGAGUUAAAAUUGUGUGCCGUAGGUACAAUACAGCAUAAAGUUCAGGAUUUAAAGCUGGAAAAGAAAUACAAAUGCGAAAAGUGUGCCCGAAGCUAUAAAUGGAAAGAGAGCUUGAGUCGUCAUAAAAGGUACGAAUGUGACGUGAGACCGCAGUUCUGUUAUCACCAGCACAGGAAUUGGUGGAAGAAAUCCACAGGUGGCCCAUAUUCUUGUACAGUUACUAAAACUCCUUCUGUCAAUAAAUCUGCUGACAAAACUUUAAUCGAAUAUGACAAUGAUGAAACUUUGGAAAUCAAGGAAGAAAUUAUUCACGAUCAAGAGACAACAAGCCAAAAGUGCAAUAAAAAAUACAAGACAAAGUUGUGUACUCCAAAUGUAAGAAAAACGGAUGUUUCGGUUGUUAAAAGAAAACUCCGGAGCCAAAGAAAGCCGAGAAUUCAGCAACCAAAACAGAAACCGGAAAAUAAAUACAAAUGCGAUAAGUGUGCGCGAGCCUAUCAACAGAAACAGAAUUUGACUGUUCAUCAAAAAUUCGAAUGCGGUGUCAUGCCACAGUUCACUUGUCAAAUUUGCGGAAAACAAUUUAAAAGAGCAUUUCACGUGCGCAGCCACAUAAAUCACGUGCAUCUUAAAAAAAACAUAAAGACGUCUCAAACCAAGCAUAAUUGUGAUAAAUGUUCUCGACGUUAUCACACGUCAACUGGUUUAAGUGACCAUAAACGUGUAGAACACGCAACGGUAAAACCACAAUUUACGUGCAAUAUUUGUUAUUAUAAAACCAACCGAAAAGUAUGCUUAUUAAGGCAUAUUACUUCACGUCAUACGAUUGAAUUCAGUAUGCAUACAUAGUUAUCAAAUAUAUACAUAUAUAAAUAUAUCAUACAUAAAUAUAAUAUAUAAAAUCG